AUGGCUUCUAUGGACUCCAUCUUCGCAGCUUACAGCGAGCGGCGAGCUGCUCUCGAAGCAAGCAACAAUCCUUAUGCCGACGGUAUCGUCUGGAUUGCAGGGGAGCUCUCACCGCUGGCUGAGGCACGCAUUCCGAUUAUCGACCAAGGCUUCCUUCAUGGCGACAUGUGCUACGACGUUCCCUCUGUGUGGGACGGCAAAUUCUUCCGCCUAGACGAACACAUCAACCGCUUCGACGAGAGCUGCAAGAAGAUCCGCUUAAAAAUCCCGCUGCCAAAGGAAGAACUGAAGAGCAUCUUGUUCGACAUGGUUGCAAAGAGCGGUAUGCGCGAUGCCUAUGUCGAGUUAAUUGUCACGCGCGGAUUCAAGGGCGUUCGGGGAUCUAAGCCAGAAGAAAUCGUCAACAACUUAUACAUCAUAAUCCUGCCAUAUGUUUGGAUCAUGAGCCCGGAAAUGCAGUACAGCGGAGGCAGCGCAAUUGUUGCCCGCACAGUUCGACGAACGCCUCCAGGCGCCAUGGAUCCCACAAUCAAGAACUUGCAAUGGGGAGACAUGGUGCGCGGAAUGUAUGAGGCGAAUGAUCGAGGAGCCGACUAUCCAUUUCUUACAGAUGGCGAUUCCAACUUGACUGAAGGAUCCGGGUACAACAUUGUCUUUGUCAAAACCGGCGCCCUUUACACGCCUGAUCGAGGAGUCUUGCAUGGCAUCACUCGCAAGACGGUAAUAGAAGUUGCGCGAGCCAAGGGAAUCGACGUUCAUGUUGAGGUGGUGCCUGUUGAGAUGGCAUAUACGUGCGAUGAGAUCUUCAUGUGCACAACGGCCGGCGGUGUCUUGCCAAUUACUGUUCUCGAUGGCCAGCCAGUCAAGGAUGGAAAGGUUGGGCCGAUAACGAAGACUAUUUGGGAUGCUUAUUGGGCGAUUCAUUCUGAUCCUUCAUAUAUCACUGAGAUUAAUUAUUCGACAAGCUGA
Messenger RNA from Trichoderma gamsii, 969 nucleotides. RefSeq lists its product as hypothetical. Bases 1 to 969 code for a protein of 322 amino acids. Gene Ontology annotation, molecular function: catalytic activity. Lineage: Eukaryota; Fungi; Ascomycota; Sordariomycetes; Hypocreales; Hypocreaceae. The record is from RefSeq and is a predicted model, not a curated record. Gene Ontology annotation, biological process: carboxylic acid metabolic process. The transcript has a single exon.